Molecule: messenger RNA, 2643 nt
Organism: Menidia menidia (Atlantic silverside)
Lineage: Eukaryota; Metazoa; Chordata; Actinopteri; Atheriniformes; Atherinopsidae
Source: the annotation of a GenBank genome assembly
AGCGCCUUCCUCCCUGUUUUUCCUGACGUUGUUCCCAGCUGUUCCCUCCCCCUUCGUGGCUCCUCCUCUGUGAGCCUUCUGGGUCCAUCGAGCGAUCGUCCCAAACAAAAACUUUCAAGACUUCCUGAAGCUUCUCCUGUUCCACAAUCGGGGGGGACCGUGGCGAAUUGGGACGAGUGAUGAAACUUAAACUAUGGUACUCAUGACGGAGCAGGCGGGCGCCCCUCCGCCCCCGUUAUCCGCGCCAGAACAACUUCCCUGCAAGGACUCCCGUGGGAAAACCUCGACGUCUGAGGUGGACAAUGGAGGCGAGAGGCCGCAGAGGAGGCGUGGACGCACACCAGCAGACCUCCGGCUCCCUCUGGACACGGAAUCAGAUCCCUCUGAGACUAGGAAGAAACCAGCUGGCAUGAGGCUGAAACCCGUGGAACAGCUCUCACCGAUGCUGAGCCUAAGUGACAUUGAAACAAAGUUUGACAGGAAGAAAUCGCAACCCAGCCAUAUAUCCAAGACGAACGCCCAGUAUCAUAAGUUAUUCAAGGAGAUCAGCAAAGAUGAGUUACUCAAACAGAGUUACACCUGCGCCCUGCAGAGAGACAUUCUAUAUCAGGGAAGAAUGUUUGUCUCUGAUAACUGGAUCUGCUUUCACUCCAAAGUCUUUGGCCGAGACACCAAGAUUUCAAUCCCAGUGAUGUCUGUGAAAUUCAUCAAAAAAACCAAAACUGCAAUAUUAGUGCCAAAUGCCCUGGUGAUUGAAACUACAAAUGACCAGCACGUGUUUGUAUCGUUCCUCUCUCGCAACACCACCUUCAAACUUCUGAAAGCCAUCUGCCUUCAUUUGGAGGUGGAUAAGGCUUGUAGCAGCCCUGUUACUUCCUCCUGUGAAAACAGCUUCAGAGCUAGCUGCCCGUCCUCGCUUCCUCUGGACUUUUCUGCAGAGUUUUCUGACUUUGAUGGAGUCAUGCAGCAUCGAAGGCAGGACCUAAUGGAGAGCAGCAGCUCUGGCUCUCAGACUCCCGAUUAUGACAAAAUAAGUGACUUCACUCGCCUCCCAGACUCGUUCCUUAGUGCAGUGAAGAGCAGAGAGGUUUCAGUCCAUGCAGACAUCCACCUCCAGACCUCGAGCCAAAAACAUGGGAAUGCCCUCAAGAACGUGUCAAGCAGUCCAGCACGUGGACCUCUACAGAAAGACAAAACAUCCCAGCCAAAGUCUUUGCAUGUCAUUCUACUCAUCUAUCUUUUUUUAGUCGGCGUUCUUGUUUUGUCCUCCUGUUACAUGGCGUUCAAGAUUGUGGCUCUCGAGCAUCGGCUGAACUCCAUGUUGUCGAUGGGAGAACACAUUCGUAAUGAAAAUAUGGGCAUCCAAAGGUCACCAGAUGAAGUGAAUGCUGAGAUCUACGGGGAGCUGUCCACCAACCUCUUCAAGCUAGAGAAGAUUCAAAGAAACCUCCAGAAGCUUCUUGAAGAGACUUAAGAAGAGGACUGUGGUCUGUUUGCCUGUGCAGACGGAAGCUUUGCUAUUAAUUAGAGAUGCUGUGUGAGCUUGUCAGAGCAGCAGUGAUCACAUUUGGUAGCUCUGCUUCCAAAGCACGGGCAGGUCAUCCAGAAAGCCUUGUCUAAAAAGCUGUGUGAAUAUUUGUUGUGCAAUAGUGGCCUCCUUUUGCUUUUUCCACUCAGGAUUAUUUUAAAAUUGAAAAAUGAUUUUAAACAAAGGUGUGCUGAAGCUGAAUGUUAGUGAAGAAGGAAAUGGAGCUUUUUUCAGGUCUAGAGGUUCAAAGGUCCAAUGUCAGUGUUUUUAAACACUUCUUAUAAGGUCAAAUAAGUGCUAUUCAGAUUUUUUUGUUAGCAUUAGUAAUAAAUAUCUAUGUAGUGAGCAUAAAUCACUUACCUGGGUGUGUAUGCACAAUAGACUUUUUCUUUAGUGGAGCAUUGACACUGCAUUUGUAUAUAGAGCAAAGUGCUUUUAGCAUACAUGAGUAAAGUUUGCUUAGUGAAAUCGUUUCUACAUAGUUUGUAAUAAGAUCUAAUAAGCUUAGUUUCUAUUGUACUGUAUAUUUAUUUCGUGUAAAUGUUUUACUAAAAGACUUUAACUCAGUUUCCGAACACCUGAUGCUCUCGCCUUACAAAUGACAUUUUUCACAAUGAUCAACCAUUUUAAAAAGUCUCCUGUUUUGUGUAUCCAGUCUGUUGUAUAAGUGUAGCUUUUUAGAAAAUCUCUGUCAUUUCUGGAGGCCCGUUUUGGUUUCUGUUUAAAUGUGCUUUGAUAGUUUGCAGUCACACCGAUUGUCUGAAAUAAACAGCUCUUGCAUUCUAUCUGGUGAGCGUUGCUUCAACAGCAUUCCUACUUACAGGGAAUCACUGAGUUGUACAGGGCUGGUCACAGGUCAGGUGACACCUGCAGACCACAGUCAAAUCAGCUGUGGGGUAAUCUGAUAAUAGAAUGAUUUGCUUGAAUGUCUGCAGGAAGUUGUGGCAGUUGUGCUCGUUGAAAGUCCAACAUUCAAAUUAGGGUUAGAGAAACAAAAAAUGCUUCACAUGCUCCAAGAACUAUAAAGUAUUUAUUAUACUGAAUGUAUUCUACCUGUUUAUACUCAAUUGUACAAAAUGUAGUUAUGUCACUUUUCAAAAAUACAAAUAUCAAAU